AUGUUUCGGCAUUUGGGAUGGCUUGUGGGUCUAACCUAUAAAUCUCCAUCGUCAAAGAGGUUGCCAGAUGCCAAGCCUCCCCCGGCUGAAGUUAAGCCGGUGGCUAUGUUGGAUUCUGUUCAAGAGAUUGCUAUUUACAUUCACAGAUUUCACAAUCUUGACCUUUUCCAGCAGGGAUGGUACCAAAUUAAAAUUACCAUGAGAUGGGAGGACAGUGAAUAUACUUCUGUGGGGACUCCAGCAAGAGUUGUUCAAUAUGAAGCUCCUGAUCUGGGUUCUGAUGAUGUAUAUGGAGUAUGGAGGAUUGAUGAUACAGAUAACAGCUUCUCAACACAGCCUUUUCGUAUCAAAUAUGCAAGGCAGGAUAUCUUUUUAUCAAUCAUGAUAUCUUUCAAUCUAUCACUAGCGAGAUAUGAGGGUCUCUCCUCGUCUGCAGUUAUUUUGAAGUUCGAGCUUCUGCAUGCCCCCAUAUUAGGAAAUAGGUCUGACUUGCAGGCUUCUUUGGAUGCUAGCCCUGCAGCUGUCCAUGAAUUCCGAAUUCCUCCUAAAGCUCUUCUGGGAUUGCAUUCUUAUUGCCCUGUCCAUUUUGAUGUAUUCCAUGCGGUGCUUGUUGAUGUUACAGUACACAUCAGUCUACUGAAAGCUGUCUCUUACAUGCUCCCAUCGAAGGUACCCAGUGAUUCGUCCAUUGCUGAAGAUGUUGGUGGAGAAGGUCUUUCUGGGUCAAAUCAAGCAUCAGCACAAGUGGCUGCUGCAGGUGUGAAUGACAUCAUGCUUGUUAAAUCAUUGUUAGCUGCUCGUGACAUACUACUUGAAGAGCUCCAGAAACUUAGCAAGGCUAUUGACCAAGCAAUUGAUUUGACUGAUUUUAUAUCUAAAAUGGAUGACACAAAGUUUGAUUCUUUCCUGCAAGAAAAUUUGGUUGCAGCAGAUGCCAAAGUUUCAGGACAAGGCAAGCCACAAAAUGGUCUUGAGAAAGUAAAUGGCACGUCAGAAUUUGGAAGUGGUGAAUUGCUACGCCCCUUAUCAAGGGGUGCCUUACAGAAUUCUUUUCAUUCUUUGGGCGAUCAAGUUUUAUAUUUAUGGAACACUUUUUUAAACUUCCACAGGUUUAACAAAACAAAGGUACUGGAAUACUUGCGUGACACAUGGGCUAAGGAUAGAAAAGCUGAAUGGUCAAUAUGGAUGGUUUACUCUAAGGUUGAGAUGCCUCAUCAUUUUAUCAAUGGUGGGGGUGAUGAGUCUUCCCACAGUGCUGGCCAUAGGAGAGUUUCAACUAUGUGGAAAUUAACUGAUGAUCCUGCCCAGACUGCUGCUACCCGUGCUGAGCUUCAUCGACGAAGUAUUGCACAAAUGAAGAUUAACAAUGGGUCAAUUCAAGACAUGCAUAUAUUUGGAGAUCCAUCAAGCAUUCCUAUUGUCAUUGUGGAGCGUGUCUUGAAUGCGCCUAGGCGUACUACUAGUGAAAAUUCUUACUUGAGAAAUUUGGACGUCAUAAACUCUCCUGGCUUACUCAGUGGAUCUGGCUCUGAAUCCUUAAACAAGAGAUCCAGCUAUAGCUCACCAAAGAAAGGCCGGGUUUUAAAGAUUGUUGUCUUUGUGCAUGGUUUUCAGGGGCAUCACCUGGAUUUACGGCUUAUUCGGAAUCAAUGGCUUUUGAUAGAUCCCAAGGUAGAGUUUCUAAUGUCAGAGGCAAAUGAAGACAAAACAUCUGGUGACUUCAGAGAAAUGGGACAAAGGUUGGCCCAGGAAGUAGUUUCUUUCCUUAAGAAGAAAAUGGAUAAAGUUUCAAGAUCUGGAAGCAUAGCUGAUAUUAAGCUUAGCUUUGUGGGACAUUCUAUUGGGAAUGUGAUCAUAAGAACGGCGCUAACAGAUAGCAUUAUGGAGCCAUUCCUAAGAUACCUGCACAUAUAUCUUUCUAUUUCCGGUCCACACUUGGGGUAUCUAUACAGUUCAAACUCUUUGUUCAACUCCGGGCUGUGGCUUUUGAAGAAGCUUAAGAACACGCAGUGUAUUCAUCAGCUUACUUUCACGGAUGAUCCAGACCUUCAAAAUACGUUCUUUUACCAGCUCUGUAAGAAGAAGACACUUGAGAAUUUCAAGCAUAUAAUCCUGUUAUCUUCACCACAGGAUGGUUAUGUUCCCUACCAUUCUGCUAGAAUAGAUAUGUGCCAGGCUGCUUCAUUGGACUUGUCAAAGAAGGGCAAAUUUUUUCUGGAAAUGCUGAAUGAUUGCUUGGACCAGAUACGGGCCCCUCACUCUGAGAAUCGAGUGUUCAUACGCUGUGACAUCAACUUUGAUACCUCUUCGUAUGGAAAGAACCUGAACACCUUCAUUGGAAGGGCUGCUCAUAUUGAGUUUUUGGAGUCCGACACUUUUGCAAGAUUCAUCAUGUGGUCUUUCCCAGACCUGUUUCGGUAA
This is a messenger RNA of Prunus armeniaca (apricot), 2421 nucleotides long. Lineage: Eukaryota; Viridiplantae; Streptophyta; Magnoliopsida; Rosales; Rosaceae. The record is from the annotation of a GenBank genome assembly.